AAUUUGAGCUCCUAGUUGAGCUCGGAUUUGCCAACUGCAGUCUACAUCUGCCCACCACUCACUUCAGUGUCUGAGCUAGUAAUGGAUAAGAGGUUACCUCCAGCUCUCAUACUUGAUCCUUCAGAAGAGAUAACCUUUGAAGGUCCUUUUGUUACCACAAUCAAGUCGACUCUGAAAAUUAUUAAUGAGAAUGAGCAUAGUGUUGGUUUUGUGAUUAAAACUACAGCUCCAAGGAUAUUCGUGGUCAACCCCAAUUCUUCAGUGAUUCAGCCACAUCAAGCCAUAACAGUAGAAAUUUCAGUUGUACCAAUGGAUAAAUCUACAUUAGCCAUUAGCCAUGGUUUCAAGCUAAUGGUGUCAUCAGCGUUUGUUGAUGAUACUUUGAAUAAAGAGAUCAUAUCAGAAACAAUACGUCGUAUGCCAAAGGAUCAAGUAAAAUCAUUUAAACUGAGAACGACUUUUAUCGAGGGUGAGAAGCGUGUAGCUCUUCAGCAACCAGCAACAGAGAAAAUAAAGCCAUCAUUGCAAGAUGCAGCUUCAUUGAAACUCUCUGAUUAUGAGAAAAAAGAAGUUGAGCAUUUACAGCAAAUACGUACAUUAGAAGAAGAGAAUAUAUCGCUAAAGAUAGAUAUGAAAUCAAAGCUAGUAGAGCAUGAGGAAAAAUAUAAGAAACACCAACUACACAUUGAUAAAUUAGAGGAGGACAAUAGCUUUCUAAAGGGAGAGAUUGAAAGGAAAGAGAACGAGAAGGAAGAACUGAAACGAAACUUUGAAGCAGAGAAACAACAAUGGGAGGUAAAAUUGAGUGACAUGAUAGAAACUGGAAACUCUAAUCCUAUCCAACUCCAACUGCAGAGUCAAGUAGCUCACCUCUCAGUAGAAAAUAUGAAACUUAAGGGACAAGUCAGACAGCUUCAAGAUCAGGUCAGAGCAAUAGAAAACAGCUGGAAGAUCAGUCAUUCUGAAAUAUUGCUGUCAAACAGUGAGCUAGGUAGAGGAGGAUGGGGAGUGAUUUGGAUUGGAGAGUUCAGAGGACAAAGAGUAGCUGUGAAGCAAAUGCAUGAGUUGCUUAAAAGUAAAGAAUACAUGGAGUUGCUUCAUCGUGAGAUAAAUACAAUGUCUCAAUUGCGACACCCUAAUCUCCUUCAGUUUAUAGGUGCUGUAUUAGACCAUCCAUCAGGUAAUCCUAUGAUUAUUACUGAAGUUAUGGAUACCUCAUUGCGUAAAGCUUAUGAGAAUAAUGAGCUGACUCCUGACCCAUCCUGUAGACCAGUGAUUCUCUCUAUAAUGCAUGAUGUAGCUGUGGGUUUAAACUACCUACACUGUCUACCUGAUCCCAUAAUCCAUCGUGAUGUCAGCAGUGCCAAUGUGCUACUAGAAUCAAAGGGAGAUAUGAAAUGGAAGACAAAGAUAUCUGAUUUUGGAUCAGCUAAACUUGCCUGUGCAGCUGUCACUGAAUUACCAGGCACAAUAGUAUACAGUGCUCCAGAGUCCCUACAGAGUGUCUUAGAUUCAGAAGAAGCUGUACAGUCACCUUUAAUGGACUCGUUUAGUUUUGGUAUUUUGCUUUGUGAAGUUCUCACUUGUCGCUAUCCUGACCGUCGGAUUUUUCGUGAUAUGUUACAGAGCAUUCAAAAUCUUGAUGAGGGUGUUUAUGAUCUUGUCGUAUGUUGCACGGAAAGAGAACCUAGGAAAAGACCAGUCAUGAAAGAAAUUAUUUUAGUGAUGGAGAACAUGAUUAAUAAACAAUAAAUAAUUGUAGUAAUUUUUUAUUUGAUAUUCAGUCUGUUUUUUGCAACUGGAGCCAAUUUUUUGGCAAAUAACUAAAGUAAACUGAUGUAAAAUUAA
Messenger RNA from Amphimedon queenslandica, 1848 nucleotides. Its product is annotated as probable serine/threonine-protein kinase DDB_G0271682. Bases 82 to 1752 code for a protein of 556 amino acids. Gene Ontology annotation, biological process: protein phosphorylation; necroptotic signaling pathway. Lineage: Eukaryota; Metazoa; Porifera; Demospongiae; Haplosclerida; Niphatidae. Gene Ontology annotation, molecular function: protein kinase activity; ATP binding. The record is from RefSeq and is a predicted model, not a curated record. The transcript is spliced from 4 exons.